Messenger RNA from Dovyalis caffra, 672 nucleotides. Lineage: Eukaryota; Viridiplantae; Streptophyta; Magnoliopsida; Malpighiales; Salicaceae. The record is from the annotation of a GenBank genome assembly.
AUGACUAAGAAUGCUCCAAGUCAUCUUGGGGGUCCGAAUUCAAAUCUUGAUUUCCAAAAGUUAACCGGAGCACUCGCUUUGUCCGAUGAUUUCUUUUCGACUGGAUUUCUAUCAUCGCAACGGAGUGAAAGCACUAACAAUGUUUUGGGAGAUGUGGCAAACAAAAAUACUUCACUCGGGGAAUUUGUUAAAUCAUUUAAGGAAAUUAUUAAAGGAUGGCGUUCUUUUAAGGAUGAAGAGGAUUUUUGUUGUAAGCAAAGUAGGCCUCCUCUAGCAAUUAGAGAUAGUGGGAUUUUAAACCAUGCAGCAAAUGUUUAUACUCACAAACUUUUUAAAUUAUUUGAUGAGUUCAAGAAUGCCAUAGGAAAAUUUUGGUUUGAACUAUCUUCCGAUGGUGGUGUUUAUGAAUUUGAGGUUGGAGGAAUUGAGGGCUCAAAGAUCCGUCGUAGUCAAGGAAACGUAAAAGCAAGAGAGAUUGUUCAAGAUGGACUAAAGAAGAUUGAUAAAGAUAUCGAGAAUGAAUUGGCCAAAUUAAGCAUUUCUUUAGAUGGUCAAGAAAUGGAAAAUGAAGUGGAUGAUGGGCAAGAUGUAGAAGAGACACUUGAUGUUAAUCCUAUCUUGAACCGCCAUCGUACAAAGACCAAAGGUGUUUCCAAUGCAAGAUUCAAAUGA